This is a messenger RNA of Chilo suppressalis (striped riceborer), 6795 nucleotides long. NCBI's taxonomy places the organism in Eukaryota, Metazoa, Arthropoda, Insecta, Lepidoptera, Crambidae. The record is from the annotation of a GenBank genome assembly.
AUGGCGUUCAUAUUUCUACAACUUUUGGUGUUGGGUGUGAUCGCGGCGGCGGCCGGCGAUGAAAAAAUAACGUGGUUGACGCCACCACGCGGGGUGGUGCCGUGCGUGGUGGCGGACGAAGGGAGGGUGCAGCGCAGGCCUCCCCCUCCCCUAAACGCUGACGACCAGCCCCGGAGCAGAGGUCCCAGGAGUUUUGGCGGUGAGAACAGCGCGGAGGUGGUGCGCAAGAGAAACGGCACGGAAGGAGUCUACCAAUGCUCGGUACAGCGCCGCAGUGGCGUCGUGCUGGGAUACUCGGUCCACUGGAAGUUCGCAUUUAUAGACAAGCAGUUCACGCUGCACCCAGAGAACAGCACAGCGCGGGCUGGCUCGCCUCACGUGAUCACCUGUGACAUCGCGUCCGGCCCCAUUGCUGCAGUCUCCUGGCUGCGCAACGGACAGACCCUGCCUAGAAAUGAAAGAUACGUUUUCCUGGACACACAACUAGUUUUUACAGAUGUCAGAAAAGAAGAUGCUGGUGUUUAUAAAUGUGUAGCGACAAACACGUACCUGAACAAGACCCGCUCCAGCCGCAGCGGGUGGCUGGAAGUCCUCGACCCCCAAGACACGGAGCCGGCGAUCCUACCCCUGGAGGACCAAGUCAACAUCACCGCGCCGAGGUUCGCCAGGGUACAGCUGUUGUGCCCCGUGCUCGGAUGGCCGAGGCCUAAAAUAACUUGGGAGUUCACGUCUCCUGGAAGCAGGACGGCGAUCUUGGAGUCCACUGACGAAGUGCUGGUAUUGAUCAGCUUGGAAUUUGAUCUGGAGGGGGUUUACCGGUGCAUCGUCGAUGGUCACAGCCAUCUGUCUAAAGUAUUCUCCGUAUUGGUAACGGAGCCAAUCAGCAUCAUUCUCCCGCCCGUCUCCAAGGAAGUGAUCCGCGCGAGCACUGUUCGCUUCAAUUGUUCUGCUUCGGGAAGACCAGCUCCAACCAUCACCUGGUAUAAAGACGGAAGGUUGCUGCAGCUGGGAGGGAGGUUCAAUAUGCGAUCCUCGACUUCUGGCAACCGCUAUCAGUUGGUAGUAGGUGGAGUUACAUCAGCAGAUGCAGGUGUCUACCAAUGCUUCGCAAGCAAUGCCGUCUCGACGGUAUCGUCUUGGGCGGCACUGGCCGUUACCGGUGCUAGAGCCGCCGCCCCGCCCCGCGCCCGCUGCUGGCCAAUGGGGGGCGCCGUGCUGCUGCGGUGGGAGGAGCCCCGCGCCAAUGUCAUGGCAUACAUGGUGCAUACUACCCUGCCAGGUUAUCCCGGAAGUCCUCACAACAGAACAGAAGAGACCAUCCCAGUUACGGAACCGCUGAAAACUUAUUCCUUCCAGGUCCGAGCUUUCAUUCAAGGAACAGAAAAGAAUGUGGCGACAGACAUGUCGGAUGCUGUGAGUUGUCAGGGUCAAGGAGUGCCAGUAAGGAUAUUGAAGCAGAGUGAAGAAAGCAUCAUGGUUUCUUGGAAGGAGUUCGUUGAAAAGACGCCAGGCGUAGCACAGUGGAUCUUACAGUACAGACCGGUCAAUUCUACCAAUGAACAUAACAUCACUUUACCAGGGCGAGCGUACAACUAUACUUUACAUGUGACUGCAGAAGAGCCUAUUGAAAUACGUCUCUUGGGAUCAAUGAGUGAAGAUUGGCUGCCGAUGAACCUGACAUUCCUGCCGUGGAUCCCCACCAAAGGACAGGACGACGCUGGCAAAGCAAGUGCAAUUCCAGUGGAUGUGCGAGUAUCACAAAUAAAGCAGAGGGAGUUCACCGUCAGAUGGCAUUACGAAGGACCGGAGACUACUUUUAUUGUGUGUGUCAAAAAGUUUGAUGGUGCCAGCAAGUGCAUAGAAAGUGUCAACACCACAAUGACAGUGGAUGAGCUGGAACCCGACACGAAGUACUUAGUGGAUGUGGCGGCGAAGACAGCAGGAUCUAAACCUGGUCCUUCGAGUACAUCUAUAGCUGUUACUACACCCAUUGAUGGUCCAGAUUUCUUCAAAGACCUGACAUGGAAGCUUUUGAACGCCACCACGGUGCGAGUGUCUUGGAACGCGCCGCCUGCCAAGUACACCGUGUUGUAUAGCUCCAAGUUGGAUGUGCCCGUGGAACUGUGGGACUCUGUUGCUACUGAUGAGAACACGGCAUUGAUACACGGCAUCGACACGACGAAGGACACUUAUGUAAUGGUGACAGGCUACGAUCCUCUCGUGUACAGUACAGUCAAGACAAUAUCAGCACAAACACCAGAGUCGGAAGUGGUGUGGUGGUGGACGCGCAGCGGCGUGGGCGUGCGGUGGUCUGGCGCGGGGCGCGUGCUGCGCUACUCGCAGAACCUGACGCGCUCCCUCGACGCGUGGCCCACCGUGCGGGUGCGCGGGCACACGCUGGAGUUGACGGACUUGGACCCAUCUCUGCCCACAUACGUGAUGGUGGCGACGCUGAGCGGCAAGAACGAGGUGUUCAACAUCCCGGUGCGGCCUAAAGAUACCUCCUCCUCGCUCUAUGUCGGUCUGGGAAUCGGUGCAGGCGUUGUUAUCGCAUGCGCGUUGGCUGUGGUGGCAGUCUGUAUAUGGCGUAGAAGGAAAAGGACUGGUUCGCCGCAUCGUUCACGACGAAGAAACAUUACAUCAAAUGAGGAUGAGGACGAAGAGGCCGCAGAAAUGAAGACAGUGGGCGGCCGGCUGGCUAACGGCGGCGGCUCCAAGGAUGCCGGCGAGCCGCUGCUCAACGGACACGUGCAUAUUACUGAGAAUCCGCAAUCCAAAACACCCAACGGUAAGAUGAAGAAAGGCGUCAUCCCUUUCGACCUAUCCCGGUACGAGGAUCCAGACACCACCCUGGAAACAGUUCUGGACGACAGAUCCGUCUCCUACGACCUCCUGGACACAUCCCGGCGCCCCGAAUCCGAGGACCAACUGCCCGGGAACAACUCAUUCCCCAAACUCCCAGACGACAAUAUGAACUCUGAGCUCAACCGAAGCGCGUUCCAUUUAGACAACAGCAAAAUUCAACCCACGCUUCAACCCAACGGUUGAACACCAAACAUUAUGAAUUGUAGAACUACAAUAGGGGUAGGCGACCCCCAUCGCCUAAGCGGGAUGCUAGAGAUUUGUACAGAACUCACGAGGCUCCGAGCCGACGAGGGUAGCUUGGCGUGUUUCGUUCCUAAUAGACUUUUAUUUUAAUACACUUAAGGCUGAUAUUUCAUUGUUUAAUUCAACAUACGGGUUUAUUUAAGGUGGAGCUGGGCCGAAACAUACCUACCUACUAGUUUUUUCCUCUAUUUCCUGCGCACGUCAAGUUAUUCUUGUUCGCUACGCACUUGCAAUAGUUUAUAGUGAACCAUUUUCGUGUUGUUACUCUGUAUAAUGUAAAUAUAAAAAUUCGCGAUGCCCGUUUAGGUAUAUAUAGGUUGUAUAUAGGAGUUUCGCGGCCUCUGGUUAUGUGCCGGGACAAUAAUUAGCGGGCGGCGUGUUAAAACUCAAACUUUAUACGGUACGUCGAAAACGGGAUUGUAUUGUAUAUAUUUUAUACUAUACAUAUACAUGUUGUUGUAUACAGUGCCUCCUUUAAAAAAAAACACCCUGUGAAUGAGAGUUACAAAUAGAUACACGAUUAGUGUUACAUGAACGUACAAAAUGUAGACCAAAAGAGAUCCAAACAUACGUUUAUGAUUACCUAAAUAUCACAUAUUAAAUAACACGAAAUAUAUAUACAUGUUGAGGGAAAAAAGAACAUUUUAUACACUGAUUAUUUAUAUUUUUAAACUUUUUAUUUAAUUACUUCGCUGAGUUUUGAAGCCUCAGAUGCUAUUAUUGGUUACCUUCACAAUUUACAUUCCAGCCUUUUUUGUUUAUUUAAUAUAAUGAAUGCAUCACAAUUAUUUAAAUUAUAUCUUUAUAUUUAUGUUAGUUUUUGGAAACUGAUCUAUUGAAAGAUUGUAUAAUAUUUUUAGUUCAGAUUUUUUACAAAGAUGUCGAUUUUAGUGAUCACCCACCACCCUUUCAAAAAAUAAGUUGCAAUAUUUAUUUGCAAAGCUAAUUCGGACAAUUAUCUAAAAUUUAUAAUGUCACUCUUUUAUUCAUAAUGUGAAAUUUUAACCCGUUUUUUUUUGAUUUAAACUCCAUUUUUGAAUAUUUACAAUAGAUUUUUCAACGCACAUUUUUUUUUCAUAUACAUAGGUAUAUUAAUGUUAUAGCUUCCUUUUUAGCGGUUAUUUUUUACACUUCGAAACAUUACACACAUCUUUAGAUACUUAAAACCUAAGAGAAAAGUAGAUAGUAAAUGUAAGUGUAAAAAUAAUUAAAAUAUACAAAAAAAAAAAAUAAGAAUAAAUAAUUUAUUACAACGAACUACUGGUAUUGUGUAAGGAAACAAAAAAAAAUAUAUAAAUAUUAUAUAUACAUAAUGAAGUUUAUGAAAUGAAAACGUGUUAUCGUUAUUGAAGAGUAAUAACUGGGCGUUAUUUAAAAUAAUAUUAAAACAUUUCUUUGGUAUAUUUUCAUUUCCAUCGGCUCGUCUUCAAUAUUUGUAAUGUCCGUUCGGUUACUUUAAUUAAUUGUAAUAUCGAGUUAGUUGUUCGUUAUUCCAUAUCACAAUUUAUAUCUACCUCAUAACUAUACUUUGUAAGAUUCUUUUUAGAUGUUAAAAUUUGAAUGUUGAAGCAAUUAAGUUUUUUUCUAUAAUUUUUUACCCAUCGACAUACGGUUCUAGGUAUUGUCAGCUACGACGGCACUUACUGGUUAGUUAGUAGUCUUAUUUUUUUAUUUAUUUAAUAUUAGAGCCUUAAGCUAUUAUAACUAUAACUUCCAGCAUUUCCAGAUCGGUGUUAAUUUUUUUUUUGUAGUAUCAAUAACGGAGUAGUCACUUGAAAGCGAAUAAUUGUCUUAAUAGAGCAUUUCAAUGCAUUAAUAAAUCAAAUGUUUUUAUGAAUAUCAAUAUUAAAAUAUAUUAUUUCAACAGAAAAUAAUUUGGAUCUUAUAUAUGUAUAUAAAAAACAAUCACCUCUCUAAUGAAAUUGUCGUUUUAAAUAAUUUUAUUAUUAUAUUUUUAAUAUUGGCGCUGUCUUGCAACCGCUGAAAUACUAGAUGUAAUUCGAGAUCUCGGCAGCAUAGUUGGCCAGUGCUACUGGAUAGUGGAGGCAUCAUCCAAAUUCAAAUCUCUUCUGAUGCCUGGACCGUUUGGUUAUUUUUCUACAAAAUUGUUCUUUGGAUUUAUUAUUUUAUAAUAUUUAUACGAAAUAAAAAUAAAUGUUAUCAAUAAUAAUCUACCCAUUGAUACUUAUUUAUAAAACUGUUUAUAAUUAUUUUACAUUCUAUUUUCAUUUUAUCAUUUUGUGCUGGUAGUUAAACUAUAAUUAAAACAGUACAAAAUAAAAUACUUUUUUUCAAUUUAUAUUGAUUUGAGUUGUUUUUUUAUCAUUUAAUAGAUUGGCAUACUAUAUCAAAGGAAAAAAAUAUAUUUGGCAGUUUUGAUUUCAAAAAUCUCAGUUUUCUUUUGUGUGAACUGAAUGCCUAGCGGCAAUUUCAUAGGAGAGUAAGACCAUAAUAUUUUAAAUUUAAUAAAAACCUAAUCCGCCUAACUGUAUAUUAAUACUACAAAAAACACGUGUUAACACUUUAAACACAUUUCGCUAACAAAAUAAGGAUGUUUAUUAGAGAAAAUCUAAAAAUAAUCAACAGCAAUUUCUAAGCAUCCUUAACAAUUAAAAUUUCAUUAAAUAUAAAUAUUGCACCUAGGUACAAUUUAUUAUAAUUAAGUUUAAUGAAUGGCGUAAUAUUUUAGGGAUAGUCGAAGAAUGUCUUACUACACCGUACAAAUUCACCAUGAAAUUUGACAAUGAACGCAUACAAACAAAUGGAUACCUAACAUUUUUUAAAUUUCUCAAAGCAAGUAUUGUAAAUAUUAUUAAUAAAUAACAUAACAAAAAAAAAGAAAUCAGUUUAAAUUUUAAAUUGGAUAAGUGAGUAAAGAAUUAAAUGAAGUAAAAGAAAACGCCGACUAUGUACCUGAAACUUCAAUUACACUAAGCAAGUUAGACUUAGGUGUGUAGAUUUAGAACUUAAAAAAAAUCUACUAUAGGUUUUUUCACAGGGUCUCCAGUUUUUGAUUCUUAAAUCAGUGUUUUCACAGAUGAUUAUUAACAAAUGUUCACUGUCAUGUUUCUGUUCGAUUUUAAAGAGUUGUGCGGCGUGUGAGAAUUUUGCUGUUGAAAUUAUUGCAUUGGACUUUUAACAGGUUGAUUAUAUUAUCCAGAUUUAUAAGGACUAACUUAAGCCAAAUAUGAAAUAUACUAUGAUUUCUCGUUUUAGUACCUUAGAAUGUUAUGUGAAAUAUGCAUCCGUUUCAUUGAUGAAUGCGCUGCAAAUGUCCUCGUAUAAUAUUCCUUGCGAAUGAAUGGAAAAUAAUUAUAUUACCAUUGUGUUUAGCGUCAACAUUGAAAUGGGUGCAUGCGAUGUUAAGAAAUCAAAUGUUCAAAUACUGUAGUUUGUUAGAAUUGUACCGUAAGUAAUAAUAUUUGACAUUAUAUAGAUGCAUUAUAUACAAUUUUUAUAAUACGAACCCAUUAAUUUAAAUGCAAAGUUCACUCGAGGUUGUGUUUAUGUUGAUAAUUUUGAUACAGUUUUGCUUAUAAAUAUUGAACAAAAUACGUUUAGAUGACAUCAAAAUUCACGAUUUCCAUAUGACUCUUGUUUACUUGUGUUGUACUACGGUACCCUUAGCACAAACCAAUAUCGAAUUCGUAACGUUUUCGAGUACGAAAUGUCAUUGUCAAAUGUGUA